Messenger RNA from Camponotus floridanus (Florida carpenter ant), 2538 nucleotides. RefSeq names its product puromycin-sensitive aminopeptidase-like protein. Lineage: Eukaryota; Metazoa; Arthropoda; Insecta; Hymenoptera; Formicidae. Gene Ontology annotation, cellular component: cytoplasm. Gene Ontology annotation, molecular function: metalloaminopeptidase activity; peptide binding; zinc ion binding. Gene Ontology annotation, biological process: peptide catabolic process; proteolysis. The record is from RefSeq and is a predicted model, not a curated record.
UUUUUGAUCAGAGAAGACCAAAUAAUAGAACAUACAAAUUCACAGUCUAAAUUUCAUCUCAUAUCCUAAAGGAGAUUUGACAUGGCUAUUUUGAAAUUUUUAAUAAAUAUUAGCCUCAUAUUUACUGCUACAGCGACUUUGUAUGAUGAAGAUUCAAGCAAUGAUUUGAUUAAUGUUCAGGAAGAUUCAAGCAAUGAUUCAGUGAUUAAUUACCGUUUACCAGAUAAUGUAGUUCCGGUACAUUACAAUAUUAAGCUAAUACCGAACAUUGUAGAAGAUAAUUUUACCUUUGAAGGAGAAUCUAAUAUUAACAUCACAAUUCGUCAUGUAACGCAAAACUUGAGUUUACACGUUUUGGAAUUGACAAUAAACGAAACGGAGACAUCGUUGUUUGAUAACAAUGGUAUUAUCUAUACACCGGCAAUGUAUAAUUAUGACAAUAUAACACAAAUCUUAGUUCUUAAUUUCAAUGAUGAGCUGUCACCUGGAAAUUAUAUUUUGAAAAUGCAAUAUGUUGGUAUCCUACAUAACGACUUGCAAGGCUUUUUCAUAUCAUCUUAUAUAAACGAGGAAGGAAAUGAUGUGUGGUUAGCUGCAACGCACUUUGAACCAACAUAUGCGCGACGAGCUUUCCCAUGUUGGGACGAGCCAGCAUUAAAAGCUACUUUCGAUAUCUCCAUAAAACAUCAUCGAAAUUAUACAGUUCUAUCCAAUAUGCCAAUACGGAAACAAUUGGACGAUGGUAACAAAAACAGCAUGAUAUGGACGCAUUUUGACACGACUCCCAUCAUUUCUACCUAUCUCGUAGCGUUUGUAGUGGCCGAUUUUGUUCGCGUUCCUACUGAAGAUGAGACCAUUAAUCUAUGGUGUAGAUCGAAAUUGGUACCGGACACAAAACUUGCACAAGAAGUUGUCCAAAAAUCUAAAACGCUAUUGGCAGAAUAUACCAACAGCACCUCUAAAGUUCCAAAAAUGGAUCUCGUAGCACUUCCGCGAUACAGAACUGGUGCUAUGGCAAAUUGGGGACUUAUUAUUAUUGUUGAAACAUACUUUGCAUACAAUGAAAGUGUCAAUACAAUACCUGCUAAACUGGGUGUUGCUGUGAUAAUAGCACAUGAAAUGGCGCAUCACUGGCUUAGUAAUGUAGUCACUCCAUUUUGGUGGUCUCAGAUAUGGUUAAGUGAAGGAUUUGCGACAUUCUUCCAAAUAUAUAUUCUCAAUCAGAUGUUCGAGGAUUUGCGAAUAAUGGAAUACUUUGUUGUUGGUAUUCAGCAAACAAUUCUUCACAAGGAUAUUAAUAUGAAUAUGACACCAAUUACAUUAGAUGUUAGUAGCCCAGAAGAAAUUAAAUCACUCUUCCUUGAUUCCAGUUAUGGCAAAGCACCCGCUGUAGUGCGCAUGUUACAACAUAUAAUUACCGAUGAAGUAUUUCGAAAUGGUCUUAUUAAAUAUUUACGCACGCAUCAGUUCAGUUCUGCUACUUCCGACGAUUUAUGGAACGCUUUGCAAGCAGUACUAGACACAUCAGAUGUCCCGCAUGAUGCUUAUAGAUUGAAAGAGGUAAUGGAUACUUGGAUAAAACAAUCGGAUUUUCCUGUAGUUCAUGUGACCCGAAAAAAUGACACCAAUGAGAUAAUAUUAACGCAAGAAUAUUACGUUCCGGAAAAUGAAAGUGAGAACGUCAAUGAUAAUAAAUGGUGGAUACCUUUGACUUUUGCUACACAAACAAAUCCUGAUUUUUCUAAUACCUUACCCACACAUUGGCUAAAACCACAAGAUCAAUAUAUAACGAUUGAUGGAAUUGAUCCAAAUGAUUGGAUCGUCAAUUUACAACAAACGGGAUAUUAUCGUGUUAAUUACGAUUCUUCCAUUUGGCAAAAAUUGGAUUAUCUUAAAUCUGACAAUUAUACGAAAAUCCAUGUACUCAAUCGUGCUCAAAUUAUCGAUGACGCCUAUCAUUUUAUGAUGCUAAAUAAACAUGAUAUCAUGAUGUUUCUGAAUAUUAUUAGUUAUCUAUCGCAAGAAACAGACUUUAUAGCGUGGCAUUCUAUGUUUAAAAUAUUAAAAUUUACAGAAGAUAUUUACAAAGUUCCAGAAAAUGAAAUUCUCAAAUUAUAUAUGCUCAAACUUUUGGAAGGUCUUAUUAAAAACGUAGGAUAUGAAGAAGAUCCUACCGAGAAUGAUCUUAUGAAACUUAAAAGAAUUGGAGCUUUAAAAUGGGCAUGUACUUUCGGUCAUUCUGAAUGCAAGAAAAUGGCCACUGUUAAAUUGAAUGAAUAUUUCGCAGAUCCUACGACACAUAAAUCCAAGAAUGCAAAUAGUGCAUUAAAUGAUAUAAUUGACAAUGUGUAUUCUAAAGAAAAACUUGACGAGAUAAGCGAAUUUGUAAGAAAUGAAUUUGACGAGAAAGUAUUCAAAGAUGUUCAAGACAAGAUAAUAGAACGCAUGGGAUUGUUAGAUACACUUGCCUCAUUUCAACCUAAUAUAAAAGAGAAAUUAAAAUUAUAAAAUAAUUAUAAUUAAUUAUAACAAUUGCAA